Angiostrongylus costaricensis is the source of this 4404-nucleotide messenger RNA. Lineage: Eukaryota; Metazoa; Nematoda; Chromadorea; Rhabditida; Metastrongylidae. The record is from the annotation of a GenBank genome assembly.
AUGAAGUUAUCUAAUAUGCGAAAAUUCAGCGAUGAUUUCUUGGUGGCUACUUAUUUAUCCCUUUAUUUAGCGACUGCGUCUAGUGUCAAUGGCACGACAAUCAAAUUUGAGCCAUUGGUGGCAUCAGAUACUAUGAUGAAGAAUGGUUCUCAAACAACAAUUCAAACGAAACAUAUGUGCAUAACGGCAAUGAAGGCGUAUGAAAGCAAAAGCCUGGAGGAAUUGCGAAUUGAUGAUUACAUAGCGAAUAGGAAAACACCAUCCACAACUGGUGGCUUGUUUGGCAGUUCGUCUUCUAGUACUGCUGGCACGAGUAUUUUCAGUAGUACACCUGCUAAGCCUUCAUUGGUACGUCAUUAUUCGGUAGCAAACCAGCAGGUAGUAUUUUUGGCUCUCCGGCAACAUCUUCAACGUUCGGAUCAUCAGGCGGUGGCCUAUUUGGCAGUAAUACUGGAAGCUCGACGUUCGGGUCAAACCAGACGCAACAAACGGGAUCACUUUUUGGAGGAUCUGCGUUUGGCUCAACCGCUACCACUACGAGCUCGUUUACGUUUGGUUCAGCAACCAACACAGUUGACAAGCACACCAUUUGGCCAGACGGCGACUUCUACCGGUGGGGGACUAUUUGGGUCGAACACUAAUACAAGCACAGGUGGUUUGUUCGGAAAACCUGCUGGAACAAGUCCAUUUUCGUUCGGAAGCUCAUCAAACACAACGUUUGGACAAGCCUCUUCAGGUGGGGGUCUAUUCGGUAAUACUCAAAAACCAGGUGGUUUAUUUGGAAGUACGAACACUACUGGAGGUUCUUUAUUCGGCUCGCAGUCUACCCAACAGGGCACUGGAUUGUUCGGUAGCACACAACCUACGCAGUCACUAUUCGGAUCCAAUACGGCCAACCAACAAACGGCUACCACUACAACGGGUUUUGGAUCUGCUGUACCAACUACCAUAAACGUUCCCGCAGCCACUCCAAUAGUCCUUGGUUCGGAUGUGAAUCAAGCGCAGGUUCAAAUGGCCCUUCUUGAUGCCCAAAUAGCCGCAAGUCCUUAUGGUGAUUGUUCUCUAUUGAAGUUAGCUAGUGCCAAAGAUUCAAAUGAUAUGCCAAAUCCGAUAAGUACGCAAAGACAGUUGAAGUUCCUGGCAGCUAAGAGUGCUACAUCCUCACCCUUAAAUACUUCGUUGGCGAAUGGAGAAAGAGGAUCGCCUUCUGUCCAAAGCUCUCAAAUAUCGAUGAAAAGUUCAUUUUUGCCAGUAAUUCCCCCAAAGGUUGCUGAUACUUGUAAAGCGUCACCACGAGCGAGGACUACCGUAAUUCCUGGACGUGAUGUUAACUAUACUUCAUCGGUCACUCCACCAACUUUGGGUAAAGGAAUUCGUUCAAAAACAGUGAAUGGAAGCAAUUCAUUUGCAAGCAGGAGUCUAAACGGAAGUCUCAUUAACAAGACGGUCGACGCAGUAAUUGAGACAUCGCUGACAGGGAAUAUGAACAAACCACCUAAUUCUGGUCGUCGAGAGAAUCUAAAGCAUUUGGAUUUGUCAGCUGUUAUGCAGGCAGUUACUCAUAAUGGGAAUUCCGAGACCGAGGAGAAGUCACAUUGUAGUGAUCCCGAUGAACUUCCUUCGCACGAUAUCAAUACUCGAGAGAGGGACAAAAAUUACAGUCCCGAGAUUAACCAAAGAACUGUGAGUCUGCAUCGCGGUGAUGUCCGUAACGGCGGAGUUCCACGCCUUCAGCUCGACGGAAGUGCUUGCGAAGAAUCGGCUGUUUCUUCUAGCAAGUCUUCUGGAGUAAAUGGCGCAGGAGUGGGAUCAUCGAGUAUAUCUACUAACAUGGCUACUCUUCCUCAAGUGGUAUUGUCGCCAUCAUCACAACCGAUAGUGCGUCUGAAUUCGCCCGACUACUUCACAGAUCCGUCCAUAAAUGCGAUGCAUGAGAUGGUGGUUGACGGAAAAGUGGUUCUGAAUAAUGGACUGACUGUUGGUCGUGCGACGUACGGUACUGUGUUUUGGCCAGGUCGCAUAGAACUGGAAAAUGUAGUUUUGGAUGAGAUAGUGGUGUUUCGGCACAAAGAGGUAACAGUGUAUCCAGAUGAGUCAAAGAAACCUCCAGUUGGUGAAGGGCUCAACAGGCCGGCUGAAAUUACGCUUGAAAGAGUUUGGCAUGUUGAUCGAGUUACCAAGGAGGAAAUAAGGGAUACGCUUAAACUCAUUGAUCUUGGCUGGCGUGAUCGGCUUGAAAAAGUUACUGCACGGAUGGGUGCAGUUUUCAAGGAUUAUCGACCAUCGACCGGAAGUUGGGUAUUCCGUGUAGAGCACUUUAGCAAAUAUGGUUUACCGGACGAUGAAGAUGAUGCGGAUGUGGCGAUCGUACCAAAUGCAAAAGAUAAUCAAACGCUACCCGCGCAGACUUCUACCUGUGAUAUCGAUACAUCCAUAGAGGAACAAACUAUACAAUCUCACGUCCAGCGUACUAAAAUAGUGCAAGUUGCUGCGCAGAUUGGCACGAGCACUGGAGUUCAUACUAAGACCGGUGGAUCGAUUAAACAGAGUGUGAAAGUGUUAAAAUACUUCGGAAAGGUGCUAAUUAAGGUGGCAGAAAACGAUGAUGCUGAGAUGACAGAAGGCUGUAACUUGGCGAUGAAGGUAGGUCUCGGAGGCAAAUUGGAUUUGGACUAUGAUGAUAACUCAGUAUUUGGUGAUUACGAAAUUGCAACUUGGGAACAUAACGGGGUACCGUAUAAAAAGAUGAAGAAGGAAGAGGCGUUGGAUUACGUAAAUGAGGAAAGCAAGCGACUGUUGGAACUUUCAACUUUGUCCACACAACAUGUUCGACGUGUAACUCUGAAAUAUCAUGAACCCGUUUACGUAUUUCAAGGAGGAGUUGAGCAACUGAUUAUCGACAUGCUCGAGCAUAAUGUUCGUUUAUCGCGUGCCAUCCGUCGGAACACGUCUGCGAGCUCUCGCGUUAGACAUUGCGAGAUCGAAGGUGAAACGUCGGCUCCACGCAUUAAGCCGGCAGAGGACGCAGCACCACAACUCCUGGAUUCUUUUUUAGCUACCUCAAGACAAAGCGAAUGUACUGAAGAACAGAGAGUAUGGCGUCUGUGUCAAGCCUUGUUUCCUUCAGAUAAAUCUGGAAACUGGCUAUGGCAACGUACUCAAGAUGUGAGACAAUGGCUUUCCGAAGAAGUUUCCUUGCUUCCAAGGAAGAAGUUUCAAGGAGGGAUUGCGGCUCACGUUUGGUCUCUGUUAUGCGCCGGAGAUGCUGGUGGUGCGGCUGGAGUAGCUUUGGAUGGUGGCAUGCCAACGCUUUCCCUCAUGAUUUCAACAGCAUUAUCAUUAGAACAAAUAGGACAACAAGGAUGUUCUGCAAUGAUAGAAAUGUGGAAAUCGGAUGACGAACUUGGUGAAAUGCCAAAAGAUCUCAUCAAAAUCUUUCUUGUGCUCGCAGGAAAAACACAUGAGAAGUUCAUUCACAAAGGGAAAACGGUUGAGUUGAAUUGCCUUGAAGGCUUGGAUUGGCGACAGGCGUUUGGCAUCCAUCUGUGGUUUAUCAAUUGGGCUGGUUUUCUUGAAGACGCUGUUGAAUCAUUCAGUGAUGACGUUAAUUCUGGAAGAGCAUCGUCGCCCGAGUCUCACAUAUUUGAGCAGCUUAUUCGUCUUGCCUGUUCGCCAGGUCAUCACGUUGAAGCCGUUCUCGAUGCUGCAAUGAUGCUUAGCCCAAAUCCUCUUGAUGCUCAUUUAGGCUGGCAUUUGUGGUCUUUGCUACGAGCUCUUGGCUACAACACACUGUCGCCUGAAGCUGAGCAACGCCUGCACACCGAUUAUUCAUCGUUACUAGCAGCUUGUGGGCAAUGGCCGUUAGCAGUUUUUGUGUUAAGUCAUAUUAGUCACGAUCACUGCCGAUCUCUAGCAAUUCGUCAAGUGCUAGAAUGUAUGUCGUCGACUGCUCGUUCACAAGACUAUGAUCGCAUUCUUGCUAUAUGUGACAUACCAGUUGAGUGGAUCGCAGCAGCGAAGCUUACUAAAGCAAAGUCUGAUGGUAACCUUGAGCUUGCUUGCGAACAUGCCUUAACCGCCAAAGAAUAUGCAACUGCUUUGCGGCUUUUCACCGAGGAGGUCGCACCGAACGCGAUUGCAAUGGGUGAUUUGGAGAAAUUACGUCCACUAGUUGAACGAAUGGAAAAGGAAGCGGAUAAAAUAUCAGGUUGGGGAGCCCUUGGACAAAUAUAUGCGGAUUACUGCAUGUUGAAAACAAUGGAUGAUGAGGACACUGAAGAAAACGAGGAACAAAUGAACGCUCUUGUGGAUUCAAUACGCAUUCGAAUUAAUGCGCCAGUGUUUGACAAGCCGAUUCAGCGGUAUUUAUUUCAACCUAUGUGUCUAAAUCCUAAAAAAACCUAA